Molecule: messenger RNA, 1636 nt
Organism: Trichomycterus rosablanca
Lineage: Eukaryota; Metazoa; Chordata; Actinopteri; Siluriformes; Trichomycteridae
Product: beta-1,4-galactosyltransferase 3
Exons: 6
Coding region: 1-1107 (368 amino acids)
Biological process (GO): carbohydrate metabolic process
Cellular component (GO): Golgi apparatus
Molecular function (GO): galactosyltransferase activity
Source: RefSeq, a predicted model, not a curated record
AUGGUGACCCUGAACUCCAAGUGGCGCUACCUGUUCAUGCUGCUCGGGGUGCAGCUCAUCGUCAUGGCGCUCCUCUCCAGAGAGGCCUACCAGAAACGGGUCACCUACUUUUUUAGGAUUUUCCGCAGGCUGGACGUGCUGUCGGGCUCGUCCGGGUCGGGGGCGGCACACGGCUCGAACCGCACCGGCACCGACGUGUACGCCAACCUCUCCCACCUGGCGCUGGUGCACAACAAGGAGGAAAUGCCCUACUGCCCUAAAACGUCGCCGCUGCUCAGUGGACCGAUCCACGUCAGCUUCCACUCAGGACUAACGCUCGCUCAGGUGAAGCGGAAGAAUCCGCUGGUGGUCCGCGGGGGGCGCUACAGGCCGCCGAACUGCAAGGCGCGGCACCGGACGGCCAUCAUCAUUCCUCACAGAAGCAGAGAGUCGCAUCUGAAGUACCUGCUGUACUACCUGCACCCGUUCCUGCAGAGACAGCAGCUCAACUACGGCAUCUACGUCAUCCACCAGGCGGGUAACUACACGUUCAACCGGGCGAAGCUGAUGAACAUCGGUUUUCGGGAGGCGAUGAGAGAGGAGGACUGGGACUGCCUGUUCUACCACGACGUGGACCUGAUCCCCGAGGACGACCGCAACACCUACGUCUGCGACAGGAACCCCAAGCACGCCGCCAUCGCCAUGGACAAAUUCGGUUACAAGUUGCCCUAUAAGGGGUAUUUCGGGGGCGUGUCCGCUCUGAGUCCUCUGCACUACCUCAAAAUGAACGGCUUUCCCAACAACUACUGGGGCUGGGGGGGCGAGGACGACGACAUCGGCAUCCGCGUGUCUCUGGCCGGGAUGACGAUCAGCCGCCCGUCUCUGAAGGUUGGACGCUACAAGAUGAUCAAGCACAAACUGGACCAGGGAAAUGAGGUCAACCCCAAAAGGUUCAGCUUGCUGGCCAAGACCCAGAAGACGUGGAAGCUGGACGGCAUGAACUCGGUCCAGUACGAGGUGGUCUCGCGGGAGCACACGCCCCUCUACACCAACAUCACCGUCGACGUGGGCACCGAGACGGCUCUGCACCCCACGCCCAAACGCGCUCGACCUCCAGCUAAGCACUGAGCCCGACCGCUCGCUCCCAAAACCACCCGGUGCCUUAAACACGUCCGCAUCCCCUCUCUCUCCGUACGGAACGUUCCGGAGUUCGAUGCUCCCGCAAGUCCCCAAGUAGUCCGUACCGAGGGAGAGUGGGCGGAGAACCGUGGGUAAUAUACAGCGGACCGAUCGGACUGCAAUGAAAAGAGAGAAAACAAUACGAGGAACUAUUUUUUUAAUCCGACAGAUGACGAACAAUCAGAGCCGACGUGCCGGUCAGCACGGUCAUUAUCAUUAUCGCCGUGUACAUAUCAGUGCCACCUUUUCUUUUCCUGCUUUGCCACAUCUUGCCGUCACGGCCUUCACAGAGGUGAAUAAGCCGAGCUGUGGCGUCGAUUCCCUGUCAGACGGAAUCAUUCAUGAGCGCAAAAAAAAAAAUCAGACCGUAAAUUAGGUUUGGCGCCAGAAAUCAUGGGACGCCCCCCUUAACACCGGUGCCAGAAGCGCACAAGUUCCGUUCACAGAGCUGCCGACCUGGCCGGGCGUCCACACGCAG